CCCACGACAAUAAAGUUCUGACCGCAGCAUCAGCAGCAGCAGUAAUUCCAACCCGGCAGUGUAUCACAUGUGAGUUAUCCGCCGAGAAACGGUGUGUUGUGAUUUGUGAUCUGUACGAGAAAAAGUAAAGGUGCAAAGAGGCGGAAAAAAGAUCUGUUGUAAUUACUAAGUCGGUGUGCAUCAACAAAGAGCUGAUUACUAAAGAGUUAAGCACACAUCGAACACCCCCAGUGAUGGACGUGGAAUCCGAAGGCGUUCAGCCGGUCAAUGGGACCGGGAACGGCCACUCGAACUUUGCCAUCGAUAUGAGCAGUGACGAUGCACACUUGGAUUCGCUGAAUGCCCGGCGGAGGAUGUUCAUGUCACAACCCUCAACGGUGGCCAUCCGCCGGCAGCAAGCCGUCUGCGUUCGGCGAGCACACAAAAUCUACGGCACCAAGAAGAACCCGAAUGUCAUCCUUGACGGACUCAACAUGACUGUGCCAAAAGGUUCCAUAUACGGUCUGCUGGGAGCUUCGGGUUGCGGUAAAACCACUCUGCUCUCCUGUAUCGUCGGACGGCGGCGUCUGAAUUCCGGUGAAAUCUGGGUCCUCGGUGGACGACCCGGAUCGCGGGGGUCCGGCGUGCCCGGACCACGCAUCGGUUACAUGCCACAGGAAUUAGCUCUCUAUGGGGAAUUCACCAUCCGUGAAACGCUUAUCUAUUUCGGUUGGAUUUGUGGUUUAACCGUCGACCAGGUGGAUGAAAAAACUGACUUUUUACUGAAACUACUUCAGCUGCCGAACGCUUCGCGGUUCGUGAAAAACCUUUCGGGUGGACAGCAGCGACGAAUGAGUCUAGCCGCCGCCCUAUUGCAUUCACCUGAACUCCUAAUUCUGGACGAACCAACUGUCGGCGUGGAUCCGGUGCUGCGGCAAAGCAUCUGGGAUCAUCUGGUAGAAAUAGUAAAAAACAGCAACACUACGGUAAUCAUCACGACCCAUUACAUCGAAGAAACCCGACAAGCCCACGUGAUCGGACUGAUGCGCGGUGGAAAGUUCCUGGCCGAAGAAUCACCAGCCGACCUGCUUGCCCAGUACCACGCCGAAUCGCUGGAGGAUGUGUUUCUCAAACUGUCCGUCAUGCAGAACAUGGGCAAACGGCGCCGGUCUUCGAUCGCACAAGAGGUGGUGGAGGCGAUUCGCGUUCCUGCCAUCGCGAACCCUGCGCUGGACCUCUCCCCCGAGGAAGACCACGGGGAAAUUUCCGGCGAGUUCGGUGACAACAUUUCCAUGUCCUCGCGUGGUCCCGACUCGAUCACACCAGAAAUCCAAGCUCCUCCGCUACCUCCGGAAGAGGAUGCCAAAGUUCCCUUCAUCGAGCACUUCAAGAUCCUGAAACCAAACCAUAUGCGGGCUCUGAUUUGGAAAAACUUUCUCUGGAUGUGGCGAAAUGUUGGUGUUAUGGCUUUCAUCAUUGGACUACCGGUGGGACAAAUCGUACUCUUCUGUUGGGCUAUCGGGCAUGAUCCGGUGGGGUUGAAAGUAGCGGUCGCAAACUAUGAAUUAGAGCAGGCAAACCUCUCGAUAGCAUCCUGUCCGGUUAAUCCUGGUUGUAACUACACGAUGUUGAGUUGUCGUUAUCUGGCGAAUUUACGGAAUCGGAGUAUAGAUGUGCAACUAUUUGAAAACGAGUAUGAUGCGAAUGAUCAGGUUGCUCAUGGGAAAGCCUGGGCGUCGAUGGUUUUUGCCCAUAAUUACUCCGAAGCACUGUUUCAGCGGUCCGAAAACAUUCGGAAAGUCAGCGAAUGGACACUGGACAAGUCCAGCGUUAUUGUUAGCAUGGAUAUGUCAAAUCAACAGAUCGGAACGCUUUUAUAUCGGGAUAUCCAGUAUGCAUACUUCUCAUUCAUCGAAAGCAUCCUCACGGACUGCGAUGUGAACCCCUCGAACGGACGGUUACCGAUCCAGUGGAAUCAACCGGUCUACGGUGAACGAACGCCAAACUUUACCGAUUUCGCAGCACCUGGAGUAAUUCUAACCAUCAUAUUUUUCCUCUCGGUGGCGUUGACCUCCGGAGCGAUGUUAAUCGAACGUAAUGAAGGCAUCCUGGAGAGGUGUUUGGUAUCCGGCAUCACCGGAGUGGAGAUCCUGUUCUCCCACGUGACGACCCAAUUCCUAGUGAUGUGUGGUCAGACCACACUGGUUAUCCUGUUUAGCUUUUACGUGUUCGACAUUACCAACCGAGGUGAAAUAGUGUGGGUCGUUCUGCUGACCAUCCUGACUGGCCUGUGCGGGAUGUGCUUCGGAUUUGUUGUGUCCUGUUCCUGCGACAACGAACGCUCAGCCACCUACCUGGCGAUGGGAAGCUUCCUGCCCAUUGUGAUGCUGUGCGGUAUCAUUUGGCCAAUCGAAGGGAUGCAUCCGUUGGUGAAAAUUUUCUCCGUUUUCUUACCGCUGACCAAAUCUACCGAAUCGCUCCGCUCUAUGCUGCAACGUGGGUGGCACAUCGAGAACCCUAACGUGUACAUUGGGUUCGCAUCCACCGGCACGUGGAUUGUGAUCUUUCUAGCCAUUAGUAUACUGUUGCUCAAAUUCAAGAAAGGCUAAGCCUGUGUAUUUUAUGACAGUUGAAGGCUUUUUCUAGAAUCUAGUUUGUACGGUACUAGUUAAGAAUAAGAAAGUGGCGAAUUUUUUAUUGUGUUAGUUAGAUUCAAAAAUGUAUACUACAGUGAGGAGAGGACUGAUGGUAAUGUUUACAUUUUUUUUCUUAUGUUGUAAGAUAGGACAAACAAUUCAGUGUAUAUAACCCAACCGGGCAUCUAAUUUAUAGACACCAACUCUCUCUCUGAUCGUAGAUUAGAUUGAUUACUUUUCAAAUAACUUCUUUGUGAUGGGCUAGUAAAGAACACCUUGUUCUCGUUACCAAACUGCGCUCAAUGGAGCGCCCUCUAGUAAUAUGUAAAAUCAUUGAAGGGAGACGGUGUGAAUCAUUAUUGCACGAUUCUUCCUCGGAAGUAAUAAAGCGCGUCGUUGAUU
Messenger RNA from Sabethes cyaneus, 3017 nucleotides. RefSeq names its product ABC transporter G family member 20 (gene osy). Bases 234 to 2588 code for a protein of 784 amino acids. The record is from RefSeq and is a predicted model, not a curated record. Gene Ontology annotation, cellular component: membrane. Gene Ontology annotation, molecular function: ABC-type transporter activity; ATP binding; ATP hydrolysis activity. Lineage: Eukaryota; Metazoa; Arthropoda; Insecta; Diptera; Culicidae. The transcript is spliced from 9 exons.